AUGAAUUAAGAAGAUAAACCUAUGUUGUAGAAGUAAUAAUAAGAAAUCAUGGAAAUCUUCAAUGAAUUCAAAUCAACAGAAACUAAUCAAUUAAAUGUUAGUGAAUUCUUGGAAAUUUUACAAACAACUGGACUUGACAGAAAUUGUGAAUUGUUAGUAAAAAAAUUAGAAAAUCUCAGAGGUCAUUAAUUAGACUUACCUCAAUUUACAGAAUAAUUUAAUUUCAAUUAUAAUCUUUAUGAAAAUUUUGAAAUGAUAUUCUAAAUCAUGGACACAACCGAUUCAGGAAAAUUAAGCAAAGAUGAAUUAAAAAAAUAAAGCGAUUUUUGGGGUAAAUUAAAUCAAUUUAAAUUAUUAUUUUAGGAUUAUAACUAUCUGAAAGAGAUAUAGAAAUUAUGAUCAAUUAUAGUGGAAGUGAUGAAUAAGACUCAGUUUCUAAAGAAAAAUUAUGGAGUUUGUUGUAACAAUAUUAAAACAAUAAAAUGCUUUAGUGAUAUUUAAUAUU
Paramecium sonneborni is the source of this 505-nucleotide messenger RNA. Lineage: Eukaryota; Ciliophora; Oligohymenophorea; Peniculida; Parameciidae. The record is from the annotation of a GenBank genome assembly.